Messenger RNA from Amorphotheca resinae ATCC 22711, 459 nucleotides. RefSeq lists its product as hypothetical. Lineage: Eukaryota; Fungi; Ascomycota; Leotiomycetes; Helotiales; Amorphothecaceae. The coding region runs from base 1 to 459 and encodes 152 amino acids. The transcript has a single exon. The record is from RefSeq and is a predicted model, not a curated record.
AUGGACCCCAUCUCCUCCCUCACCGCACUCUUCAACCUCUGGGCCUCGACACUUCUCGCGCCCCUAAUCAUAAGCGGCAUCCUCUUUAUCUGCAUAUUCUCACUCGUGAUAGAAAGAAUCCCCUACGCCACAAUCACCGGUCUCCAUCUCGUAUCGCUGAUCUUCUGCUGUCUGAUGACGUCCAUCGCCGCGCCCGUGAUCCUGCACUUCCUGUUACAGAUCUAUGCCGUGUGUAGCGCGCUGAAACUACUAGGUAAUUUCUUGACUUUGUUAGGGAGGGAUGGUACGUUUGUGGAGUCGCUGGUGGGAUUGGGCGCUUUGACGGGCUUGGCCAUUGCGGUUUUGGUGGUGGCGACCGUGCAGCAGGAUGGGAUUAGGGAGAAUAGGUUCAUGGCGGGGCCCCUGGGAGGGAAGGAAUAUUCGGGGAUUGCACAUCAGCGUUAUCAGAUGCGUUAUUGA